AUGUCCCUUCGGACUGCCUCCAUCGCAAGACUACCAGCAAGGAGUUCUCUACUCCUCCUGCAAAAUCACACGCGCCUCCCUUGCCGUUCAUUCUUCAGCUUCCCGAGCGGCAGUGGCAUCGGCAUCAGUGACACACAAACCCUCGUCGCCACCCGCACCCUCCCAUUCGCUCACGAACCCCUCUUCGACCUCAUCGCCGAUGUCGACUCCUACCAUCGCUUCGUGCCCUACUGCUCCCGCUCUCGCGUCACCCAGUGGUCUCCUCCAGAUGACCGCCAUCGGCGUUGGCCCACCCUCGCUGACCUCCAUGUCGGUUGGGGCGGCUUCAAUGAAGUCUUCACAAGUCGCCUCUCCUGCGUCCCGGGCCAGUCUGUCGAGGCUGUGAGCGGCGAUCCUGCAGAUCCCUCUGCUGUCGCUGCCUCUGCCGUCUUCAGAAGCCUUGUCACCCGCUGGUCUGUGAAUCCAAUCUCUGGGCAACCGUCGCCGUUGACAGAGGUCCACCUGUCCAUCAUGUAUCAAUUUGUCAAUCCGUUAUACGCAGCCGUCAGCGCCGCUGUCUCCGACAAAGUCGCCGGCUUAAUGAUUGAGGCCUUUGAGAAGCGUGCACGCGAGAAGCUUGCGCCGCGAUAG
Messenger RNA from Drechmeria coniospora, 630 nucleotides. Its product is annotated as cyclase/dehydrase family protein. Gene Ontology annotation, cellular component: mitochondrion. The transcript has a single exon. Lineage: Eukaryota; Fungi; Ascomycota; Sordariomycetes; Hypocreales; Ophiocordycipitaceae. The coding region runs from base 1 to 630 and encodes 209 amino acids. Gene Ontology annotation, molecular function: ubiquinone binding. The record is from RefSeq and is a predicted model, not a curated record. Gene Ontology annotation, biological process: ubiquinone biosynthetic process; cellular respiration.